Ostrinia nubilalis (European corn borer) is the source of this 3036-nucleotide messenger RNA. Its product is annotated as non-lysosomal glucosylceramidase. Gene Ontology annotation, biological process: carbohydrate metabolic process. Lineage: Eukaryota; Metazoa; Arthropoda; Insecta; Lepidoptera; Crambidae. The transcript has 17 exons. The record is from RefSeq and is a predicted model, not a curated record. Gene Ontology annotation, molecular function: beta-glucosidase activity. The coding region runs from base 179 to 2872 and encodes 897 amino acids.
UCAGUCAGACGAUGUCUUUUUUCGGCGCUGGCCGAAGACUGAAGCGAGAAAUUCAUUUUGCGUUUUUAAUUCUGACUGAGUUAAGUUGUUCUGCGGUUAAGUUGUGACAUUAACAAAGUCCCAAAUUCCCAAUCUUGUCAUUACACUGGAUACAAAAGACACCUAAAGUGAACUCAUCAUGGAAAUGGAAACAGUUGGGGACCUAGGGGAACAAGGCUAUGAAUUCGAUAAACCUCCAAAUAAUGGGUUGAAACUGAAAUUAAAUCAUCAGUUUCCAGUACAAUCUAAACAAAUCAUUAGACCAAGACCAAAUCAGAUCAUCGAAAUGAUGCCACUUACAGCAAGAUAUGUUAAAUACUACAUUGGUAAGAGGCUAAACAAAAAACGUCCUAUCAUGGAUUACAUAAAUAUGAUUUCUGCACAAAGAAUGUAUGGUUGCCCAAUUGGUGGUAUUGGAGGUGGGACAAUCGGGCGCGGCUUCAAAGGCGAGUUCUGUCGGUUCCAACUGUACCCGGGCAUCUAUGAGUAUGUCACUAUACCAGAAUGUCAAUUCAUAGUGAACAUACGGAAUGAUAACAAAGAAACUAUUUUUCAGUCUGUUCUAUCUACUUAUGAAAAGCCCAAAAAAGCACCAUCAACAUGGGAGUGGAACUUAAAUCCUGAGGACUGUGAAUACACAGGUCUCUAUCCUCGGGCCUGGACAACUUAUGAUCUCUCUAAAUAUGGGGUGGAAUUAGUUUGCCGCCAAAUUUCGCCUGUUAUUCCUCAUAAUUACAAGGAUAGCAGUCUUCCUUGUGUAGUAUUUGUUUUUUCUGCUAAAAAUGUUAGCAAUGAACACAGAGAUGUGAGUAUUACAUUCACAUGGACUGAGGUACUGGGAAGCACAAAUAAAAAGAAAACAGCUGCAAAGUUAGACUUGGAAAGAUAUUCAGAGGAGCACACAAGUGGUGUUACAUUGGAGCAAAAGAUAGAAGAUACUCCAUGCACAUUUACAAUAUCAAAAAGGAAACUGGAAAACGAGACUAUACAUGAAGACUAUUGUCUUUGGAAUGUGUCAAAGACAUCUGCUUAUGUGUGGGAGUGUUUGAAGAAGAAUGGCCGGCUCGAACCAGACCCUAGCCUCACGCCUCCCCCGCCAAAAGUCCCAGAUAAAUCAGAUACUGGUGAAAAAGAAAAGAAAGAAAAACAAAAGAAGAUUUACAAAUGUGAUUCAGUAGGACUUUCAAGUGUAAUAUCAUUGGAUCCUGGUGGACAUGGAUCUACAGAGUUUUGUCUCGCAUGGGACAUGCCUAUUAUAAAGUAUAAAAAAGAUAAGAAAGUACAUAAAAGAUAUUAUACUAAAUAUUUUGGUAGUGAUGGAAUAGCUGGUGCAAGCAUAGCUGCAUAUGCUCUUAGGAAUUAUAAAAAUUGGGAGAAAUUACUUGCCGAGUGGCAGGAUCCUAUAUUGACUAAUAGCAAUAUACCAGACUGGUUAAAAAGUGCCUUAAUGAACGAGCUUUAUUUUAUUGCUGAUGGUGGGACUAUCUGGUAUGAUGUCCAUGAUGAAUAUCCAGAUACUGAUCCUAGACACAACUUCGGUCUGUUUGGCUACCUAGAAGGUCACGAGUAUAGAAUGUACAAUACAUAUGACGUACAUUUCUACGCUUCGUUCGCAUUAGCUCAGCUAUGGCCGAACUUGCAGGUUGUGCUGCAAUACAUGUUUCGAGAUACAAUAGGCUUAGAAACGGAAAAAUCUAGACAGACCUUGUACGACGGAAAGUCUGUCAAAUAUAAAAUCAAAGAUUCAAUUCCGCAUGAUCUUGGAGAUCCAGAGGGCCUGCCGUUCGCCAAUAUAAACGCCUACAACAUCCACGAUGUGAGCGAGUGGCGCGAUCUCAACCUGAAGUUCGUUCUGCAAGUGAUGCGCGACUAUCGCCUGCUGCGCGCGCAUUCCGCUCCGUUCACCACUGAAAGGUACCGCUCCAUGGCGUUCAUAGACGACGUGCGCGACGGCACCGAAGACGACUUAUACUCGCGCUCCACCGGCCAAGAGACAACGCCGCCGGGCUCCCCCGAGCCACCAGCGGAGGCCGAGCCCGCGCCCGCGCCGCGUCCGUACGUGGCCGAUAUACUAGACCUGUUGUACAGGACCACGGACCACGGGAGUGACGAAGACGACGGCGGUGACAGGACGCAUCACCGAGAGACAGCGGCGGUCUGGGACGCGAAUAAGUACAUAGCGGACAUGUAUCCAGCCUGUGUGGGACUGCUCCGCCGCGCUAUGCUGUGGGACCAAGAUGGCGACGGUCUGAUCGAAAAUGGGGGGUUCCCCGAUCAGACGUAUGACGCGUGGGUCAUGAAAGGACCGAGCGCAUACUGCGGCGGUCUUUGGCUGGCUGCUGUGUCAUCAGUCAAAGCGAUGGCCCACAUGUUAGGCCACGAGGAAGACGAGCGGGAGUUUGCGAAACUCCUGGACCAAGGCCGCAACUCGUUCGAGGACAAGCUGUGGAACGGCUCGUACUAUCUGUUCGACACAUGCGCGGCGAACAGCAAAGUUGUCAUGUCGGACCAGUUAGCUGGCCAGUGGCCACGAGGAAGACGAGCGGGAGUUUGGGAAACUCCUGGGCCAAGGCCGCAACUCGUUCGAGGACAAGCUGUGGAACGGCUCGUACUAUCUAUUCGACACGUGCGCGGCGAACAGCAAAGUUGUCAUGUCGGACCAGUUAGCUGGCCAGUGGUUCCUCCGCGCCUCAGGACUAAACGAUCCAGUGUUCCCCGAAGCGAACGUCAAGAGAGCUCUCUCCACGAUAUUCGAGCACAACGUCAUGAAGUUCAAAGACGGCAAAAUGGGCGCCGUCAACGGCUACGUCACGGGCCCCAACGGGCAUAUUGAUACGACAGCUCUGCAGAGUGAAGAGAUGUGGGUCGGAGUCACGUAUGGACUGGCCGCGCUUAUGAUAUUUGAAGGAAUGCACGAAGAAGCGUUCGUAACCGCCGGCGGUAUGUACAAAUCUUUGACACAAAUGGGCCUGUCAUUCGAGACGCCCGAGGCUCUGU